AUUUCUCUUUUCAGAUCUGACAUGACAAGCAAUGAUAAUCAAGCUACAAAAAUUGUAAAAGGAAUCAAAAACAGCAAUCCGAUCCAAAGAAAUAGCAUAGAAAGUUUAUUAAAUCGCAGCAUCAAAUUUAGAAAAUCUCGUCAUGUUGAUCAAAAACUAGAACUAUUCAAGCAAAAAUUUGUGCCUGUCAAUGAAACAACAGGUGUAGUAUUUGCUUCUACAGGAUCUUCAUAUAGCACAGCAGAAGAAGAUAGCAUAGCCAGUAAAAUAGACGAACAUGGCUUUGAAAGUCCUUCAAAAAUGCUUUACUCUCCAGACAAGCUUAACUUUAGUUGGUUAAGCAUUCUUCCUAUUGGUCCUGGACUGAAAGAUCUCGGGCAGCUGUCCUCGCUUAAUGCAGUGUUGCAAGUAAUAACAUACACACCUGUACUAGCAAACUAUUUUCUUCAAAGGAGACACAGCGCAAACUGUACUAUGCAGGAAUAUUGUUUUGCUUGUGCAGUAGAAGAGCACGUAAGAACAGCCUUGAAUGGAACAACCUAUGCACUUCAGCCUCGUGUGUUUGUAGGCAAAUUGAAACAGAUAAAGAAUGGCUCAACAAAGGAUGCCUAUGAUGUCUGGAAAUACUUUAUGAAUCAAAUUCAAUCAUCACUUUUGGCAGAAAAAGGAUCUAAAGAUGAGCUUAUACAGCAAACAACCGCUCUAUGUCAAACAUUUGGUGGGUACAUACAGAACGCCUUUGAAUGUCUAUCAUGCAACAAAAUGGAAAACAAGUAUGACUUCUUUAUGGAUCUAAGCCUAGAUCUUUUACAAUGUAGCUCUCUGGAGCGAUGUAUGACAAAAUACUUUAAAGAGCAAGCUAUAGCCACUAUGGAAUGUCCAAAUUGCCAAAGAGAAGUUGAAUUAAAAGGAAAAAAGAGUGUUUAUAGAUCUCCAAGAACAUUAGCCAUUCAACUCAGACGAUUCAACACAAAUAGUGGUGUAAAGAUCAACAAGGACAUCAAGUUUGAAUCAUCAUUGGACUUGAGUCGUGUUAUUACUAAUUCAGAAAAGGACCAUAUAAAGUCAAAAUACGACUUGUAUGCUAUCAUCGCACACACUGGUGAAAGUUUAUUCAAUGGACACUAUGUAGCCUAUGUUAAAGGUCCCAACAGCAUUUGGUAUUGUAUGGACAAUGAAGUUGUUCAACAAGUAAGCGUUAAUAGACUGCUAUCGGAAAAGGCAUAUAUGCUCUUUUAUACCAUACCGCCUGAGCCUGUAAAGCGAGAAAAGCGACUUCCAGUGACAAAUACAAUUAAAGAUAUACCUGUUGAGGGUUUGAAGGAAGAAGAACCAAAGGAGCCCACUGUACAAGAAGAAGAAGAAUUGGUGACUUUUAAAGAAGAGGAUAAUGAAGAAGAAGAAAAGCAGGUAGAAUAUGAAAGAUUGAAGGCAGCUCUUGAAGAAGCAUCAAAGAAAGAAAAGGUUGAGAAUCAAUCAGCGAUUGUUGUUAGUCAUAACGAACGUAUGAAAUCAAAGAGAGACAAACUUGAGGCAUUGAUUGAGAAGGAAAGUGUGGUGAGUAAAAGCUUGGAAGUCAAGAGUGUGUUGUUAUCCAAGCACACAGACAGCCAAUUUCAAGAUGAUAUCAAUACUUGGGAUGAGGAUAUUGGAACAUCGGUUGAAGAUCAAAGGAAGUCAGUUUUAAAGCAGAUCAAAUCUAAAAGGAAAAAGGUGGAUGCCUAUGAUCUUGAAUAUGAUCGAGGUAAAGUGAAAAAGGUGAAAAAGAAGCAAGAUGACAAGUUUCAUAAGCCAAACAUGUUUCAAAUUACUGCUGAUAAAAAAUUAAAUAAAAAGAAAGGGAAAUAGCUCCGUGCUUGAUGCUACAUCACGCAUAUUGAAUCUUUAGG
Messenger RNA from Rhizopus microsporus ATCC 52813, 1889 nucleotides. RefSeq names its product cysteine proteinase. Bases 22 to 1848 code for a protein of 608 amino acids. Gene Ontology annotation, biological process: protein deubiquitination. Lineage: Eukaryota; Fungi; Mucoromycota; Mucoromycetes; Mucorales; Rhizopodaceae. The transcript has 5 exons. Gene Ontology annotation, molecular function: cysteine-type deubiquitinase activity; cysteine-type endopeptidase activity. The record is from RefSeq and is a predicted model, not a curated record. Gene Ontology annotation, cellular component: nucleus; cytosol.